Messenger RNA from Pocillopora meandrina, 687 nucleotides. The record is from the annotation of a GenBank genome assembly. Lineage: Eukaryota; Metazoa; Cnidaria; Anthozoa; Scleractinia; Pocilloporidae.
AUGUUUCUGAGAUGUAACUCAAACAAUCGUACAGAAACUGUACUUAACCUGUUCUUAGAUGCCAUAAAUCGUGAUGGAAACCUUUGGCCAUCAAGAAUAAGAGUUGAUAAGGGUGUCGAAAAUGUCCUAGUGUGCGAUGCCAUGGUUCAAGCUAGGGGGGAGGGAAGGGGGAGUUUUAUUGCUGCUCCUUCUACACACAACCAACGCAUUGAAAGACAGUGGAGAGAUGUUUUUCGAUGUGUAUGCCACCUUUAUUACUAUCUAUUCUAUGCUAAGGAGUCCAUUGGUAUCCUCAACACAGAUAAUCAAAUUCAUUUGUUUGCUCUUCACUUAGUCUUCAUUCCAAGAAUCAACAAAGCCCUUGACGAGUUUUGUGAAGCCUUUAAUCACCACAAGGUUUGUACAGAAGGAAACUGGUCACCCUACCAAAUAUCGACAAAUGGCAUGUUCCAUGCUGACAAUCCACUAUCACAUGGGUUACUAGAAGAAGAGCCAUCUAAGAUGGAAAUAUAUGGAAAUGACCCCCAGAGACCAUCUCCCACUGAAAGAGAUAAUCAUGUUGUCAUUGACCCUGUGGAUCUUAGCCAUGGAGAUUUACUGAAGUCAUUUGUUUUCGAACAUCUGGAUCCAGUGAGACCCUCAACUGAAAUGGGUGCAGAUAUCUAUACAAAAGCUUUAGAACUAGUA